AUGGAGACGGAGUCGGUGUCGGUGUCGGUGUCGGUGUCGGUGACGGCAACAGGGGCACAGGGAAAUGGAAAGCCAAACGGGUAUGGCACCGACAAUGUUGCCAAUGAGUUCGCCAAAAUGUCGGCUGCUUCUGCGUACAACUCUCCACCGCCGCCCAUGCACGAGGACGAUGCGUCUAGCAAUGGCAGUGCUGGGAAACGUCGACGCUGUCGCACAAAUUUCAACACCUGGCAGUUGGAGGAGCUCGAGCGCGCCUUCCUCAGCAGCCACUAUCCGGAUGUAUUCAUGCGUGAGGCAUUAGCAAUGCGUUUGGACUUAAAGGAGGGCCGCAUAGCGGUCUGGUUUCAAAAUCGUCGCGCCAAAUGGCGCAAGAAGGAGCAUACGAAGAAGGGACCCGGCCGGCCAGCCCACAAUGCGCAGCCGCAAAGCUGCAGCGGAGCUCCCAUACCGUUACCCGAGCUACGCGCCAAAGAGCGGGCCCAGCAACGCAAACGCAUUGCCAAGGCCAUUGAGCGGCAGGCGCGGAAGCUGCGAUUGAAGGGCAUUGAGGUGAAUCUGGAGCAGCUGCGGUCGGACUAUAUGGCGCAACAUGGCCUCCAAUUGAUGGCCGGGGCCGACGAGGAAGAAGCAGAGAAGGUGGGAGCUGUGGCUGGCGAUGACGACGAUGAGCUGCCCAUUGAUGUGGUGGGCGGCGUGGGUGGCGAUAGUCUGGAAAAUUCGCCACUACCCGCGCUACCAGCCCCGACGCUGCCCCCCAAGCAAGUGCACAAGGGCCACCACCACUCCUCGUUCAGCAUUGAGUCGCUGCUGGGCGGUGCUGCAAUGCAGACAUAA
This is a messenger RNA of Scaptodrosophila lebanonensis, 834 nucleotides long. RefSeq names its product homeobox protein unc-4 (gene OdsH). Gene Ontology annotation, molecular function: sequence-specific double-stranded DNA binding; DNA-binding transcription factor activity, RNA polymerase II-specific. The transcript has 5 exons. Lineage: Eukaryota; Metazoa; Arthropoda; Insecta; Diptera; Drosophilidae. The coding region runs from base 1 to 834 and encodes 277 amino acids. Gene Ontology annotation, biological process: regulation of DNA-templated transcription. The record is from RefSeq and is a predicted model, not a curated record.